This is a messenger RNA of Lachancea sp. 'fantastica', 411 nucleotides long. The record is from the annotation of a GenBank genome assembly. NCBI's taxonomy places the organism in Eukaryota, Fungi, Ascomycota, Saccharomycetes, Saccharomycetales, Saccharomycetaceae.
AUGAAAUUAGAUUCAAAAAUAUACCAAGAAGCACACCGGUUGGCACUGAUGCCCCGGAUGAGAAUGCUGUUCUACGGGAUCAUUUGCGGGGCGGCCGUUCCCACCAUGUACUUGAGAUCCUACUAUCUUCCUCAUAUAAGGAAGCAGGAGCUCAACGAAAUCAAUGCACUCGGCUCCAAGGUCAAGCUAUUGGAGGAAAGGACAUCGAGCGUAGAGCACCCGGCCGUUAGCGCAUCGGAAGCUGCAAUAAACCUACUGAGGUCUAGCGAAGAUUUGGGUGCACUAGCUGGUGUUGGCGAUAUUCCGAUCGCAGCUUGGCACAUCCGGGGUCGCAACAGAUACGCCAAUGACGAGCAAUACAGAAAACUUGUAGAGGAAGCUAACACCAUAAUGAUGUCCUCUAUAAUGUGA